GAGGCAGCCCGCUCUAGACCUACGACGUGUAGUGCGUCUGCUUCCCUCCUGCAGGGGCACUCCUCUCCCCCUUCCAAGGCGGCGUUUUUGCAGGCUUUCUUUCCUAGCAUCCUCCCAGCUUUCUCUCCCGGCCAUGCCUGCCUCCUCCGCUUGCUUCCCCUUCUUCCUCCUCCUGCUGCAACUGCUGCCUCUGCCUGAGGCGUGGGGUGCGGGUACUGACCCGCUCCGGCCCUUCGACCUGCUGUACGCGGACGGGGUGCGGGCCUACUUCUCGGGGGACUGGCCGCGAGCGGCGGAGCUGCUCCAGCGCUCCUUGCACAGCCACGCGCGGCUGCUGGGCGCGCGCCGGGGCUGCCAGCGGGGCUGCCAGGACGAGGCCCGCUUCGGGGCAGGGCGCGCGCCGCCCCCGGGGUCCUGGGAGACCGGCUUCUUCGAGCGCGUGCUGCUCCGGGCCGAGUGCCUGGAGGAAUGCCUGGGGCGCCAACUGGGCGGGCAGCCCUCCCUCCACCGCGCCAGCCCCGAGAUCCAGCGGGACUUCCAGCAGCGGGAGCCCUACAACUACCUCCAAGUGGCCUUCUUCAAGCUUAAGAGAUUGGAUGAAGCAGUAUCUUCAGCUCACACCUUCUUUGUGGCCAACCCACAACACUUGCAGAUGCGUGAAGACAUAGAGAAAUACCAUCGUAUGGCUGGGGUGAAAGCAGAAAGUUUUCGGGACCUGGAGGCCUUACCACAUUGGGUGGCAUAUGAAGCUGGGGUGCACCAUUACAGUCAGGAUGACUACCAGCAGGCGGUGGUAAAGCUGGAGGAAUCACUCAGAGAAGGACUGCAGGCACUGGAGGACUGCAGGGCUCUUUGUGAAGGACCUCAGAAUGAAGAGGAGGAGAAAGAGGAGGAGGCUCAGCUUGGCCUUUAUGAAGCAAUUGCAGCCCAUUACAUCCAGGUCUUGAAGUGCAGGCAGGAGUGCAUCCUCGGCAUUGCCACCAAGCCAGGGAGGGUAUCAUCCACAGAAGACUUUGUUCCAUCUCAUUUUGAUUUGCUGCAGUUUGCUUAUGACAAAGUUGGGAAUCACGCUGCUGCUGCGGAAUGUGCAGCUACCUACUUGCUCUUCUUCCCGUCAGAUGAAGGGAUGCUCGGAAAGCUGAAACGGUUUCAAGCAGAGAUUGGGGAAGAAGCAACCGUUACAGCCAGAAAGGCCAUUCGCCUUUAUGUGCAGCGAUCUCUUCUGGAGAAGAAAUUGAUUUACUAUGCAGUGGAGCACCUUGGCGAGAGUUUUAAUGACCCUGAAUCGUGGACUCCUGAGGAAAUUAUCCCUGAAAGCAUAAAGGAAAAAUACAAGGAAGAUCAAGAGAAGCAACAUGUGAAGACUCCAGAUAUGGGACACCAGGGUCAGAGGGAGCCACUUCCCUUUGAGGGCAUCACCAUUACCAUGGAUUCCCAGCAACUCAAUGGUUCUCAGAGGGUCGUCUUGGACAGGGUCCUGACUGAAUCUGAAUGCAAAGACAUCCUCCGUUUGGCUGAGGCAGCUGGAGGAACAGGAGAUGGAUAUCGUGGUAGGCGUUCCCCUCACACCCCGCAUGAGAGAUUUGAAGGCUUAACAGUAUUAAAGGCUUUGAAGCUGGCAGAGGAGGGGGCUGUGAACUGGAGGGAUGCUAAGUUACUUCUGCAAGCCAGUGAAAAAUCCAGGAAGAUUGUAGAAUCCUAUUUCACUCCUGGGAGAGACCUUCAUUUUUCAUUCACUCAUCUUGUGUGUCGCACUGCUGCAGAAGGAGAACAGGAUGGUCGGAUGGACCUUAGCCACCCAGUGCAUGCCGACAAUUGCCUUUUAGACCCAGAAGGAAACACAUGUUGGAAGGAGCCCCCUGCCUACGUUUACAGAGACUACAGUGCAAUCCUCUAUCUGAAUGACGACUUCCAAGGGGGGAACCUCUUUUUCACCGAAACAGAUGCCGUGACUGUGACGGCCCAAGUGCGUCCUAAAUGUGGGAGACUGGUGGCUUUCAGCUCUGGUGGGGAGAAUCCACAUGGGGUUUGGGCCGUGACCCGUGGGAGGCGCUGUGCCAUUGCCCUCUGGUACACCCUCUCUCCGGAGCAUGCAGAGCAGGAACGGGCUCCAGCAGAAGAACUGAUGAGACAGAAGGAGAAAGAACAAGAAUCUUCGCAGCCAGAUGACAAAGGCAAAGCUGGCCCUGGAUAUAGUGAUAGGGACUCACCAGAGCCUCCUGUUCCCAAGGGAAGAGCCAGAUCCCACAGCCAAAGGACAAGAGCAGAUUUGGGGUCUGGAGUACAAUCCACGCGGCUGCGUGCCAGAGAUGAAUUCUGAGCAUAUUCAUCAUGUGCGCGUCAGAGACCCAUAGAAAUGAACAAUCUGUUAGUGUUUGUAGCAGUGCCAGCCUUUCUACAAUGGACUUCAUAAGUCUGCUGUAUUAAGAGGAUGUGAGAAUCCAACUUUCUGCCCUGGGCUACACUCACCAUGUUAACCUGAGAAUCACUUUUGUAUUAGCCAGGAGGCCAGGCCUGCGAGACAGUGUAGAAGAGUGGCUAAAAGAGACUGAUCCUGUUCAAAUUUACCAUUGCUUACAAGCCAAAGUUCUCUCUAAGGCUGUAUUGUGACACUUGAGUGUCUUGGCUGUAGUAUGUAGGUGUGUCACACAAAUAUGAGUAGGAUGAAAGUCUUGAAAAUGUAUAUUAUUGUUUUUACAAAUCAUAUAUUUUUUAAAAUAUGAAUAAAAGGUUUUCAUGAGA
Molecule: messenger RNA, 2742 nt
Organism: Anolis carolinensis (green anole)
Lineage: Eukaryota; Metazoa; Chordata; Lepidosauria; Squamata; Anolidae
Gene: p3h3
Product: prolyl 3-hydroxylase 3
Exons: 15
Coding region: 134-2320 (728 amino acids)
Biological process (GO): collagen metabolic process
Cellular component (GO): endoplasmic reticulum
Molecular function (GO): protein binding; L-ascorbic acid binding; procollagen-proline 3-dioxygenase activity
Source: RefSeq, a predicted model, not a curated record